Messenger RNA from Wasmannia auropunctata (little fire ant), 775 nucleotides. RefSeq lists its product as uncharacterized. The transcript is spliced from 2 exons. The record is from RefSeq and is a predicted model, not a curated record. Bases 10 to 357 code for a protein of 115 amino acids. Lineage: Eukaryota; Metazoa; Arthropoda; Insecta; Hymenoptera; Formicidae.
AAAAAUCCCAUGCGGUAUAUAAGACUCCCGAGACGCCGAAACAGACAUAAGCUGACUUACUUCCGAGUAACAAGCAAUCCACAACCAAUCACCAUGUUCAAGCUGGCUGUCUUCGUUGCCAUCCUGGCUGUUGCUUUCGCCGCUCCCGGUGGUCUCACCGGCGUAGCCAUCAGCUCUGGCCUCGGCCCGAUCACCGCCCCGCAGGUCAUCGCUGCCGGCCCGGCGAUUUCCCACGGCGCCGUUGUCCUUGCCCAGCCCAUUGCUCCCGCUGUCCACACCGCUCCGGUCGUCACCAGGACCGUCUUGGCUGGACACGGACUUGGAAUUGGAAUUGGUGGUCUCGCUCUGCACGGUUAAAUUAGGAGAGCCAGCUGAACUCAUCACCACCACCGAGUCACGACGACGCAGCCCUGGAUGAAAAAAAAUAGACACACAUCCCCUACUUCCUCGUAAAAUUGACCUCGUAAUACGAAGGAAAGACCGUUUCUCGAAAAAAGACGACAAAUUUUUCCCAUCAUCGACUCUUAUCGCCGUUCUCCAUGCGUGAACCAUCAGGCCCGUCCAACACGGGGAGAACGAGACUUCAAAAGAAGGACGCGGAUCAAACAGGACUCCAACGCUCCGCGCGAGAUCGGUCAAAUCCCCCUUUGUCUUUUUUUCGUACUUCAUCGACAAAACUUUCGGAACUCUCACCCGGCUCAUUUCCGCCCAUCAUUCCUGAACCCUACCCUCGUUCAUAUGGAAUUUUAAUAAAAUUUUAAUUAUAUAAAACCAA